Messenger RNA from Stegodyphus dumicola, 4046 nucleotides. RefSeq names its product TBC1 domain family member 8/9 (gene Tbc1d8-9). Gene Ontology annotation, molecular function: calcium ion binding. The record is from RefSeq and is a predicted model, not a curated record. Lineage: Eukaryota; Metazoa; Arthropoda; Arachnida; Araneae; Eresidae.
CUUAUGAAUAUGGCAACAUCUUUCCUCGAAUUCAUCCAAAAAGUGUAAACAAAAUAUUGUACCUUGUCACGAGUUAAAAUAGUACUUUAGUUAUGAUUUAAUAUACGAUGUGGGUUAAACCUGAAGAAGUUGGAUUAUCUAGGCCUUUAUGGGUGUGUGAAAGAGCAAAUCCAUAUUUUAUUCUUCAAAGAAGGAAGGGCUAUGGCACUAAAGGUUUAUCUUCCUUAUUUGUGGGUACUUUUGAUACUGUAUUUGACACCAAACCUCUUCCAUUUCGAAUUCUCCUUCAUUAUUCAUCUAAUAGAAACCCUCUUUCUGUUGCAAAUGCUUUCUCGAAGAGAGAUAUUAUGGAUAAUUGGGAAUGGCUGGAAAAAAAUAUUGUUCCAACAUUGAGUGCUUUUGAUAGUGAAGAUGAAAUGAGAGAUUUUGUUGCUUGUAAAAUUGAAAGUUUAGUUGCUCAGAAAUCAUUUGAUACUACUCAAGACCCAGAUAGCAUGCAAUAUAAGAUAGUGUCAUUAAAGUUUUCCCGUUUGUUUAAUAUGCCAAAAGAAGAAAAGUUAGUUAAUUAUUACUCUUGCUGUUACUGGAAAAAGAAGUUGCCUUGCCAAGGCUGGUUAUAUCUGAGUGUCAAUCACAUGUGUUUUCAUUCUCGAUUAUUUGGAAAAGAAAUUAAAAUAGUUAUUAGAUGGGUAGAAGUAACGCAAAUUGAGAAAAAUGAUUCCUUAGUUUUUCCUGAUAGCAUAAGUGUUUUAACCAGAGAAAAAAAAUUCCAUUUUUCAAUGUUUUUAAAAUUGGAUGAAACUUUUACUCUCAUGCAGCAGCUUGCCAAUAUUGCCAUGAAAAAAUUAAUUUCAGAAGAAAGCUUUGAAACAGAUGCUGAAUUGGCCCAUAAACUGAGUAAAAAUGUGCCAAAGAAACCUUCCUAUUUAAAACGAGAUUUGGAUGCUCGAGCUCAUAGUGAAACUUACAGGUCAACAUUCAGACUACCACUAGAAGAAAAAUUAGAUGGUAGCACAGAAUGUUCUUUAUGGACUCCUUAUAAUAAACAGCAUGUAUGGGGGAAAAUGUUUUUAUCAAAUAACUAUAUUUGCUUUGAAAGUCAUGUGCGAUUUUUAGUUUCUUUAGUUAUUCCCUUGCGGGAAAUGUCCAUUGUAGAAAAAGUAACAAAUGCAGAUUCUAUAAAGAAUGCAUUGCUCAUUACUACUAAAGACAAGAAAAAUUUUAUUUUUGCUGAUCUAGAAGAUUUAGAGUUUGUGGUGCAAAAGGUUUCUGAAUUACUUGCAAAAAUGACAGAAGUAAGACCUCAUAAUUAUGGCUCUUCAAAUUCAGAUGAUGGUGCUUCAAACUCUUCUAAAGCAAGUGAAAGAACUUGGUCCAUCCAGCCUCCAUUGUACAAACUUUUUCAACAAGAUUCAGUUACUACAUCUGCUGAAGAAAAACAAAAGCUUGACUUAUGGAAUAAUCAUUUUUCUGAAUAUGGAAGAGGUAUAUCAUCUUACCGAACAUGCAGGGAUCAAGAAUUAAUUUUAAAAGGCAUUCCAGUGGAGCUUCGAGGAGAAUUGUGGAUGCUAUACUCUGGUGCUGUAAAUGAGUUAGCUGUAUAUCCUGGUUAUUAUGAAUGGCUUGUCGAGGAGAGUCGUGGCAAACCAAGUAUCGCAGCAGAAGAAAUUGAGCGAGACUUGCAUAGAUCUCUUCCAGAGCAUUCAGCUUUUCAAUCCGAUUUGGGAAUUGAUGUAUUGAGGCGGGUUUUAACUGCCUAUGCUUGGAGAAAUCCUAGUAUUGGGUAUUGCCAAGCUAUGAACAUUGUGACAUCUGUUCUACUGUUAUAUGCAUCAGAAGAGGAAGCUUUUUGGUUAUUGGUUGCUAUAUGUGAAAGGUUGCUUCCUGACUACUUUAAUACUAAAGUUGUUGGAGCUCUUGUUGAUCAAGGGGUUCUAGAACAUCUAACCAGUGAACAUUUACCAGAUAUCCAUGCAAAACUGGUGCCAUUUGGUGUCUUAUCAAUGAUUUCUUUAUCAUGGUUUUUAACUAUAUUUUUAAGUGUGAUUCCAUUUCAUUCUGCUGUGAACAUAGUUGACUGUUUCUUUUAUGAUGGAGCAAAGGUUGUGUUCCAAAUUGCUUUAAAAGUAUUAGAGGCUAACAGGCUGGAUCUUUUAGCCUCUAAUGAUGAUGGGGAAGCUAUGACUGUUUUGAGUGAUUAUUUGAGUAGUGUUGUUAAUACUGAUGAAAAUUCAUCCUUUAUAUCGUAUCAGAAUUAUGUGCCUGGAUGUGUCAAAAGAAGGAUUCAUGUAAGAAAACUCAUAAAAGAUGCAUAUGCUCAUUAUGGUUUUAUUACAAAUAAUAUAAUCGAACAGUUAAGAAUGAAACAAAGGCUGAGGGUUGUACAAGAACUGGAAGACACAAACCGCCGAAAUAUUGUUCGAAGUGUUUUUUAUGAUGAUCUAGUCAAAUCAGUUUUCUCACAGCAAGAAGUAGAUGAUGUGUAUACUUUUAUAAAGGAAGAACAGCUUCGCCAGUUGUAUUGGAGCCCGGCAGUUGUUUGCAAUGGUCAUGAGAAGUAUGAUCCCACAAUGCCUUUUUACGAGCAGUGCCUGAUUGAUUAUGAUCUUUUCAGAAUAUUUUUCAAUUUAUUACCUCCUUGGGGAAGAGGAGAAAACGCCAAAGUUCUCUGCGCUCGUAUCUUUAAGCUAAUAGAUGACAACCAGGACAACAUGCUGAGCUUCUUAGAGUUUCUUCAAUUUCUUGCUAUUGUUUGCAGAAGUGAUGUUGAGAUGAAACUAAAAAUGUUUUAUUUGUGCCAUUUAAUCUGUUCUUCAGAAGAUGUAAAGAGUGAAACUAAUUCUUUAUCAGGUGAGCCAGAAGAGGCAGCAGAAGCUGAGGAAUUCUUCAGCAGCAUUGAUAGUAACACAGCUGUGACUGGCGAAGUUGGUGCUUCUAAAUCUUCAUCAUGUGUUCAUCCAGUAUCAUCAGUUCCUUUGAUUGAAAAGUUUGGAAUUAAAGAGCUUAAAAGUUUUUUAUUUGCCACUGACCGUCAGUUGCCAGUUAUGACUCAAGAAAAAUUCAUUGAUUUAUGGAAGUCCAUGUAUGAUAUGUUUGUAUUACAUGAAGAAGAACAAAAGAUAUAUCAUUGCAUAGCUACUGUUGGUACAUUGCUUCUUCAGAUUGGAGAACUUGGUACAGUAUUACAAAGUCUUGAUGAUAUGGAACUUUAUGAUGACAAUCUUUGUGACAGUACUCAAAGUAUCAGUGAAAAAAGUACAUCUCAGGAAUCCCAAAAGUCUGCAAGUAUUUUAGAGGAUAAUGGAAGUGUAUCCAGUGUUACAGGUAGUCUCUCAAAUUCUGUAACAUCUCAAUGCAGAUUGAACUGUGAAGGACGUACACAAAAAGAAUGGGGCAUUACAUUUGAACAGUUUCAGGGUACUUUGUAUACUCAACAAUUUUUGAUUUCUCAGUUUGAUCAGAAGAUUAAAAUUAGUAGUGAAAUUGAGAACUAUCGCAAGCAGUGUUUUGAAAAAAUGACAACUGUAUAAUUGUUUAUGUUCCCAUGAUUAUAAAAGAUGAUGCUAGUCUCACAAACCGUCUCAGUUUUUUUAAGUAUUAAAUUUGUUAAUGGAUAUUAGUGGUGUAUUUUGUGAAGUUUUAAACAUGUUCUCUUUAAUAUAAGAGCUUUUCUUGUAACAUUCUAUAAUUUUAUAUAAUUAAAUGACGUACUGUAUAAGUUAAAAAAGUGACAUCUUCAUUGUGCAGUGCUAACUAAAGAAUUGUAAUUGUGUGUGAGCUAGUGCGCACUAGUAAUCGUCUGCGAGCUUCUUAAAUAACGUAUGGUAGUCUACACAUAUUAAAAUCAAUAUGUUCUAAAUUCCUGCCAUUUUAUAAGCGUGAAUCUGUUGCAAUUCAUAACAGAUUUUCAUAUAGUAUGUUAUACUAUGGAAAAAAUAUUUUUAGUUAAAAUUUCCAGUGAAGUGUUAAGAAUAUAAUUAGUAAAAAUGUGUAUUAAAUAUAGAAGUUAUUUAAAAGGAAUGAAAAUGUCAUGGUAAAGAAAAUGU